CUUCAGAAAUAGCACGGCACAGGCCGUUACUUAUUCAGAUGCAGAAGCUCCUUCCGUCCCACAAGCCGGCCCAUUCGAGUCACAUGCCAGAGGUCUCAGCAGAAUGGGCUGCAGCUGCUUCAAAUCUGCUGUCUAACAUCAGAAGCAGUUGGACAAACUGUGCUGUGCUGACGGCAGCAAGCCUGCCGAGUGCUGGGGAAGACAGGGAAAAGAUCUGGGACCCGAGCGCGAUGUUCUCGGAGGAUCUGUGGCUGGAAAAUGAGAAAAGCUGUGCUGUCGUCCACAAGUCGAAGCGGGGAAGGAAGCGCCAAGAGCUCCUGGCCGUGGCCCUGGGGGUGAAGGUGGGAGUGAAGGGGGCACUCCUGUGGCAACCUCUGAAACUCUUUGCCUAUUCACAGAUCACCUCCUUGGUCCGAAGAGCAGCCUUAACUCAAAACGACAACCAUUUCAACUAUGAAAAAGCACACAAUUUUAAGGUCCACACGUUUCGAGGUCCACACUGGUGUGAAUACUGUGCCAACUUCAUGUGGGGUCUCAUCGCUCAGGGAGUGAGGUGUUCAGACUGUGGGUUGAACGUACACAAACAGUGCUCCAAGUACGUGCCCAACGACUGUCAGCCCGACCUCAAGAGGAUAAAGCGUGUCUACUGCUGUGAUCUGACCACACUGGUGAAAGCCCACAAUACCCAGAGGCCAAUGGUGGUGGAUUCCUGCAUCCGAGAGAUUGAAGCAAGAGGUUUGAAGUCUGAGGGCCUCUACAGAGUCUCAGGCUUCACUGAGCACAUUGAAGAUGUGAAAAUGGCCUUUGAUCGAGAUGGUGACAAGGCUGAUAUUUCUGCCAGUAUUUAUCCAGACAUAAACAUUAUUGCUGGAGCACUGAAGCUGUAUUUCAGAGACUUACCAAUUCCUGUGAUCACCUAUGACACCUAUUCCAAGUUCAUAGAGGCAGCAAAAAUCUCCAAUCCUGAUGAACGACUAGAAGCAAUACAUGAAGUGUUGAUGUUACUCCCUGCUGCUCACUAUGAGACACUUAGAUACCUAAUGAUUCAUCUCAAAAAGGUUACUUUGCAUGAAAAGGAGAAUUUUAUGAAUGCUGAAAACCUGGGAAUAGUGUUUGGGCCAACUUUAAUGAGACCUCCAGAGGACAGUACCUUGGCUACUCUGAAUGACAUGCGGUACCAGAAGCUAAUUGUGCAAAUCUUAAUAGAAAAUGAAGAUGUUCUCUUUUAGACAAACAUGGGCACAUCUUCAAAACCACUUGUUUUAAAAUGAUUAGUUUGAAGGGAAAACGGCAUUUCUUUAAUUUUUUUUUUUUAAAUAAAGGAAAAGUUCCUUGGCUGCACUUCAAUUUCUGCAAAGCUGCAGAUGGAUGCCAAAAUGUUAGGGAAAGCCUGUGUCUCAUAGACAUAUGCCUCUUUGUAGAAGGGGGAAAAAAGGUCAGAAAAAAUCCUCUCACCUUGUAUCUUUUGCCUUGCCUCGGGUGUAUAUUUGUUUUGAGAAGCUGCAAGCAAUUUUAUUGUUAACUUAUUAAGAAACACAAAACGUAUUUUAAUAUGGCUAGAGAAGCAAAAAGGUACUUAAUCAGCGUUAUUUGUAUACAGCUAUACAUUUCCCUCUCCAUAAGACAUAAUUAUAUAUGUCAAUUGUGAAACAAAACUUAUAUUAUAAAGAUAUUUUUACUUUAUCUAGCUGAAAGAAUGGCAUUUUAUUUUAGCAAACUACAACUCAAUGCGGUGCAUUGAUUGUUUUCCACAUAAUUCUUUCCUGCAUUUUUGCUAUGAUAUAUUGAAAACAACUACCACGAUUGCAGUAUUAUCUUGACAUACCUCUUUCAUGGCAAACGUUUUAAAGGAGAAUCUUCUUUUUCUUGUGUGUAUUCCAACUUUCCUUAGGUUUCUUUGUAUUUAGGCAUUAGCAUUCCAAGACUGUAUAGUACACUUUUAACCAUUUUGUAUUUCUCAAAACAUACAGUAUUUUCUCAUUUUUGUUUUUUUUCUAAUCCCAUAUUAAAUAUGAUAUUGAGAAUUUCCAAAAGUCCUGGUGGUAGUAUCAGUUUCACUUGCCAGAUAUUUUCUUAAUUAUUAUUUCAUUAAUAUGUAAGUUAAGUGAUGCUGGGACACUGGAUAUUUUCUGGCCUUGUUGAAAAGUUAGCACUUUUUUGCGUUAAAUAUGAAGGAUUUGGUUUUUCUGUAAAAAUCAAGCUAUGUUUUGUCAUGUUUCUGUAUUUAUAAAUGUAAAGUAAAUCUGCUGAAAAUGUAGGUUAUUUCUCUUGAAUGUGUUCCAGAUGGUUUGUUGUUUUUGUUUUUUUAAAAAGAGGACAAAAAAACACAAGAAUAUGGAAAUGUGGAAGUUGGUAAUUUUAAUUAUUACCAAAUUUUAAUAUUUUUCUCCCUUCACAAACAUUGACUACAGAGUUCAUAGUCUAACUGUAACUUAUCCCUAAUGUUAAAACUGUUUCUCAGCAUGAGAUGUUUCUGCAAGUAUAGAAAAAAUCAGCAUACUUUACUACCAAACUCAAUUUUCAGUACAAAAGAAAAUAUAAUAAUCCCUCAUCUUGAUUGUUUGUAUGAUAUAGUGGGUAACUCAGUUUCCUGAAUUAUUUCAGGGAGCACAUGUUUCUAUUCAAAUUGAAAAAAAAUACAUGUAACUAUGAUAAUGAAGGAAAGUGGAGGGUAUUACUGUAAAUUUGUUGUCUUCUAGAGAAAUAACUAAGGGCUAGAUAGAUUAACCCAGAUUGCAGAGCAAAUGCUAAAUAGUCUGAGUUCCCAAUACUUCCAUAGAUCCUCCUGACUUGUACAGGACUAUUUGUUGUAGGUUAUGUACUACUUAAUACUGUCAUAAAAAUGAUCUGGAAAUGGUUUUAUUUUGUGAAGUGAAAUAUGCUUUGUAAUUUAUGAUAGUGUAAAUGGAAGGAAAAUCCCAUUAAAUGUGUUAAAGAGUU
Meleagris gallopavo (turkey) is the source of this 2940-nucleotide messenger RNA. Lineage: Eukaryota; Metazoa; Chordata; Aves; Galliformes; Phasianidae. The record is from RefSeq and is a predicted model, not a curated record.